Molecule: messenger RNA, 3083 nt
Organism: Eublepharis macularius
Lineage: Eukaryota; Metazoa; Chordata; Lepidosauria; Squamata; Eublepharidae
Gene: MAP3K7CL
Product: MAP3K7 C-terminal like
Exons: 5
Coding region: 373-801 (142 amino acids)
Cellular component (GO): cytosol; nucleus
Source: RefSeq, a predicted model, not a curated record
UAAUGCCUCUGAUGGAAGGAUUUUUUGCCCCACGAAAUAUGACAACACUGUAAUCCCUCACUGUUGGAAAAGAAAGGAAGGGACAGUGGAAUUGUGAAGGAAAACGGAAAAGGGUGGUCCUGAGGGACUGAAAAGCCUAUGGGAAGUGCAGGUAGCAGCAUGUUGCUCUGACAGCUGUUUCAGCUUCUCAGACCUUGUCAGUUUGCUGCUAUGUAGCAGGUGCAGCCUUUUCUUUUAUUGAAUCUUUACUCCAUAAAGGCAACGACAAGCCAAGACAGUGGCUGGCCCUGGAUUAUACAAGUGUAGACACUACUAAGUGAGGUAAGGCAACAGCUGGAACAUAUAAGCAAACGCAUAGGUUCAAGUGCCCACAUGAUCACCACAGCAAGGAUACCUGCUGAUAAACCUAUACGAAUUGCCUUCAGUCUAAAUGACUCUCCAGAUGAUACCUCAUCUGAGAAUGCCUUUCCUUUGGCUUUUCCAGAUCUAGAACAGCAGCUCCAGCCCCUGCCUCCUUGUCAUGACUCAAAGGAAUCUAUGCAGGUGUUCAAACAGCACUGCCAAAUAGCAGAAGAAUACUAUGAAGUCAAAAAGGAAAUUGCUCUUCUUGAAGAAAGAAAAAAGGAGCUAAUUGCUAGGCUGGAUCAAACUGAGGAAGAGAGCAUGGAUGCUGCUCAGCUAGCUAAGGAGUAUUCAGACCUUACAGAAGAGAACCGGACACUGAAGUUGGCCCAGACACAAUGUGUCGAACAGCUGGAAAAGCUUAGAAUACAGUAUCAGAAGAGGCAGGGAUCAUCAUAACUUUGAAUGGAUGGAUCCGUCUGGAGCAAUAAAAAUCGAGGGGUCUCCUCAAUGUUGGGCAAGUGGUUUGUCUCCCACCCUCAAAGGUUCCUAUUAAUGUGCUGGAAUACUUCACUUGCAGAAUAUGCAGAUGUCUAAAUUUGAUGUAAUACUUGCCAGCCAUUAGCUUAAUAUGAUGGAUAUUUUAUAUGUUACAUAAUGGAUAUUUUAUUUCAAGUAAAAUCAUUGGGGCCUUAUCUAUUUCCAUUAUUUGUUCUAAUGGAUCAUAUUUCUUUUCCAAAGAAUUUGUUUUUCCCGUUUAGGAAGAUACAUACAUGUACAUUGGAAACUGAUAUGAACUGUGUAGACCAUACUAAGGCAUAUAGCAGGAACAUUGUACAUAGAAUACUGGGGCACUGCCUGUCCUUUUCUAAAUCUAAACAGGAUAUGGCAGAAAAUCUAGACCACUUAUCUGGCAAUAUAUGUGAUGGGAUGACCAUGCACUUGCUAACAUACAUUGGCAAUGAAGUUUUAUACAACUUUAAUACAGUGAGAAAAUGGGAAAAGGCAAAAAGUUUCCCUGUACCAUCUAAUCCCACAGCAAUCUUAAAUUUAUCUUUGGAAGUAAAUUCCACUUACUUUAAUGACACUUGUGUUGAAAAUGAGCGUGUUAAGUAUCUGGAAUACUAGUCCUAAGGAAGAGGAACUCCUACUGAUAUCAAUAGGACUUGUGUGCUACACUUAGUGUGCUCAGAAUUCCACUAAAAUUUUUCUAUGCUUUGGGACACCCUUGGUUUUGAGUUGCUGUAUGCCGACUGUUCCUUGUGCUUUCAUGAAUUCAAACAACAACAACAACAACAACAACAACCACCACCAGUGGUGUGGUGAAAAAAGUGGUUUUGUUCAAAUAUACUGCUCUGGGGUUUGAAGAAGAGAAGGACCUGGGCAGGGUAUAAUGCCAUACCGCCCUCCAAAGCAGUUAUUUUCUCCAGGAGAUCUGAUCUCUGUGGUGUGGAGAUCAGUUGUAAUUUCAGAUCUCUAGCCACUACUUGGAGGCUGGCAACCCUAAUUGUGGCCUUUCAAGUAUGGUCAGUUGCAGAGGUGGCUAAUACUGGCUUUAUUGGACUAGCUCAGUGCAUGACUGUAUGGCUAAAGAUAACCACAUUCUACUGUAGUAAAAGACACAGGUGCCACAUGCAAAAAGUAUUGUGAGAAACAACUCAUACUAUCAAGAAAAUCCACAUAAGGCAUUGAUUAUAUUAUUAUUCAUUUAGGAAAUGUUUAUGCCAGCUCUUCUGAAUACUGCAGGAGGCUUCUUGCAAGUAAAAACAGCAUAUAACCAUAAAAUCAUCUUCAAUUAUUUAUCUGCAAAGACAAAACAAGCAAUUAAAAACAAUCCAAGGACAUAAAAGAGCACAAAGAUAUUCAUAAAACAGACCUCAGACCAGAAGCAGACCAUAAAACAGCUAAAAAGAUAAAACCACCUAGUUAAAAGCCUGGAUAAAAAGAAAUGUUUUGACCUGCUGCCUAAAAAACAGUAUGGUAGGGUCCAUGCAAGGACAUCCAUCAAGGAGGAGGGCAUUCCAAAGGCGAAGUGCCACCACAGAAAAAGCCCUGUCUUUAGUGGCCAGCAGCCUUACUUCUGAAGGUGGAUGCACAGAGAGUAGGAUUGGGAGGCAGAUCUUAACUGGCAGGCUGGCCAGUAUCCAUAUCAUAUUCUGAAGGUAUAUUCUUUUCUGGCAAUUUACAGUUGAAUUCUAAGCAGAGUUACACCUAUUUACUUUAAUGAAUCUAGAAAGGUUUAACUCAGUUUAGGACUCUAAUGUUACAUAAUGCUAAAAUUUGUGAGGUUUAUGCAGUGGGUACCAUUUGAUAUUUCAUUAGGGAUGGGCAGUGAGGUAUCUCUAUAUAGGGGGGACUGGACAUUCAAGAUUGACAGUGCAGUCCUAAAUAUUUACUUCAGUCUAAACACAUUAAUAAUAACAACAAGUGUGAUUAUAUACCACCCUUCUGGUCAGAUUAGUGCCCACUCAGAGUGAUGAACAUAGUGUUAUUAUUAUCCCUACAAUACAGCUGGGGAGCUGGGGCUGAGAGGACUGGCCACCUGCAGAGCUCAGGGCAGAGUGCUGAUUUGCAUCCCAAUUACUUAACCAGUAUGCUACAGCAGCAUUGAUUUCAAUUGUGUCAGACUGCAUUAACUUUGCAUAGAAUUGUGCUGUAAAUUGGCCAAAGCAGUGUAACUUACAAACAUUUGUUGUGGUUAUUUUCAUUCAUCAUAAUAACCUGAAAUUGGAAAUCUACAG